This is a messenger RNA of Ictalurus punctatus (channel catfish), 1319 nucleotides long. RefSeq names its product vacuolar protein sorting 25 homolog (gene vps25). Gene Ontology annotation, molecular function: structural molecule activity; protein homodimerization activity. Gene Ontology annotation, cellular component: ESCRT II complex. The coding region runs from base 177 to 701 and encodes 174 amino acids. The record is from RefSeq and is a predicted model, not a curated record. The transcript is spliced from 6 exons. Gene Ontology annotation, biological process: protein transport to vacuole involved in ubiquitin-dependent protein catabolic process via the multivesicular body sorting pathway. NCBI's taxonomy places the organism in Eukaryota, Metazoa, Chordata, Actinopteri, Siluriformes, Ictaluridae.
AAUGGCUAACAGCCUCCACUCUGGCAAAUAGUUCAGGAAGACAGUUUGAUGAUUGGAUAGUUUUCCAAUCAAUCUUAGCUCUAGGGGCGGGAUUUUAGGAAUACAGGUGGGUUAGAAAUAACGCCCGUUUUGUCGGUGUUUAGCUGGAAAGCAAGUGGACACAAUUUGUAUUGGAGAUGAGUUUUGAGUGGCCCUGGCAGUACAAUUUCCCCCCGUUUUUCACAUUACAGCCCAAUGCUGACACGAGGCAGAAGCAGCUGGCGGCCUGGUGCUCACUGGCGCUGUCUUACUGCCGCCACCGGAAGCUCUACACUGUGGACGUGCUGGAGGCGCAGGAGAGCCCCAUGUUCAACAACAAGAAGAUUGAGAGAAAACUUUCUGUUGAGGCCAUACAAGUCGUCUUCGAGGAACUGAGGAAAAAAGGGAACCUGGAAUGGAUGGACAAAAACAAAACACGCUGUUUAAUCAUGUGGCGAAGACCUGAAGAAUGGGGCAAGCUGAUUUAUCAAUGGGUGUCUAAAAAUGGCAUGGUCAACACAGUGUUUACACUUUAUGAGCUUUCAAAUGGUGAUGACACAGAAAGCGAAGAGUUCCAUGGGCUGGAGGAGUGGAUGCUGCUGCGUGCACUACAGGCCCUGCAGGCUGAUGGCAAAGCAGAGAUCAUCACAAUGGAUGAUGGAAAAGGAGUCAAAUUCUUCUAAUUUAAGAAAUCACGUUUUUUUUUCCGGACAGUGUCGAGAUGUUUUAAGCCCAGUCUGAUCUUUUUUUGAUCUGUUGGGCUCAGCGCUCUGGUGGAUGUGCUUUAGAGUUUGGAUUUCCUGACACAGAUAAAGUACGAAUUUUCAAAUAUAGAAUCCUGUAAAAGUCUUAAACUGUGAAUGGAAAACCAGCCCAAAGCAUCAUAGCACUCCAUUACAUAAUUGGAGAUGACUUACAAACCUGUUCAGUCAGUUUGACAUAGGAUUUCACUUGCGAUGCAAACUGCUGAAAGUUCAGUUAACUGCUAUGGCAUAUCAGAAAAAUAUAUCUAUUAACAAGUCAAAUUGUCAGUUUGACUUUUGUCUUUUAGCGCUGUAAAUUCUGGCAGACUCUCAUUCUACUUGAAUAUCUCCUGUGUGUGCUACCAGAAAACCCAAAAUUCUUACUGGGAGUCACCUGAUGCUUCCUUUCCAAGAUACAAACCAAUUGUCCAUAUGCCAGUUCUGGCAGUUUGGUUGCUGAAACUUUCCAGUAGCAUUAUUAUUCUUGUCUGUAUCUGUCUCCAACCACCUUUUAUACCAUGAUAAUACUGUACAAAUAAAUAAGAGUGGUUUACUUUU